AACUACAUCUUUUUUUUCAGUAACCGGCAUGUAAAUACAACUUUGCCGUGCUUUGCAUAGACUAACGCUAUCUUUGAUUUAAUGCUUAAAACGGAUCCUUUAGAUGUGUUCGACCAUUUUAACUCGCUAUUAUAAGCUGAAACCUUGUUUUCCGAGGUGGUUGGAGCACUGACAUGAAAGCGUGACUGAAUUUGGCUGCUGAGACGAUGCUGUCCUCCGGUUCAGAGCUGCGGCUCUUGCGCCUUUUGUUUUGUGCCACUCUUAUUUUGCUUUUUCAGGCCGACGAGGCUAAGAAGGACUCGAAAAGCGCCUGUAACACCUGCGAGCAAAUCGUUGAUAACUUCAACAAGGCCUUUGACAGAACAGCAAAGCAGAAUUUUGGAGGAGGGAACACAGCCUGGGAGGAGAGGAAACUGUCCAAGUAUGAGACAAGCGAGAUUCGUCUGAUGGAGAUCGUGGAGGAUCUGUGUGAGAGCAGCAGCUUUGAAUGCAACCGUAUGGUGGAAGAACAUGAGGAGCACUUUGAAACCUGGUGGUUUAAAAAGAAAACGAAACAUCCUGAUCUGCAUAAGUGGUUCUGCAUAGACACCAUUAAAGUGUGCUGUCCAAAGGGGACAUUUGGACCUGACUGUAACGCUUGUGUCGGGGGUUCGGAGACGCCGUGUCAUGGAAACGGACAGUGUGACGGUGACGGGACGCGUGGAGGGAACGGGAAGUGCAGAUGUGACCAAGCUUAUAAAGGCGACUUCUGCCUGGACUGCAUUGACGGUUACUUCAAUGAAGUGAGGAACGACACAUACUCUCUGUGCACAGAGUGUCAUUUGUCGUGUAAAACCUGCACGGGAGCGACCAAUCAGGAAUGUGAUGAGUGCAAAGAGGGCUGGGAGGAAGAUGAGCAAGAAGCUUGUGUUGAUGUGAACGAAUGCACCAACGAUCCUUCGCUGUGCAGAGAGGGUCAGUACUGCCUCAACACUGAAGGCUCCUACUCCUGCAAGGCCUGUGACAUUGAGUGUGCCGGCUGUUCUGGACCCGGUUCUGAUCAGUGCCAGGCUUGUGCCAGUGGAUACCAAGAUGUCAAGGGAACCUGCACAGACAUUGAUGAGUGUUCUGGGUCUGAGCCAGUGUGCACAAAGGAGCACCAGGAGUGCAUCAACAACAAAGGCAGCUACCUGUGUGUCUGCUCCAGUGGCUACGAGGAGCGAGACAGAGAGUGUGUCCAAACUCAACAGCAGGGUGAGGACGGCCACUCAGACGCCUCGGAGGAGUCGGAAGCAUCUCAGACCAUCUCCGGUCCACACGGCGAGCUCUGAUGCCAAAACGAGGACCACGAAUCAUGUGCUGGAGCUUAAUUUUUUACAUUUUUACCACAUGCACUGAAGAUAUCAGCUGUUGUCUAACUUCAUCAAACCAAUGGUUUUUCAUUGGUUGAUUAAAAGGCAGAAAAUGGGACAUUUAAUGCUCAUUAUGGACCACUUUGUCAAACUGUUUGAAAAUCAAAUUUGUUUCAGUGUUUCAAUAAAGGUGAAGUAGGGUAACUUC
Molecule: messenger RNA, 1539 nt
Organism: Nothobranchius furzeri (turquoise killifish)
Lineage: Eukaryota; Metazoa; Chordata; Actinopteri; Cyprinodontiformes; Nothobranchiidae
Gene: creld2
Product: cysteine-rich with EGF-like domains 2
Molecular function (GO): calcium ion binding
Source: RefSeq, a predicted model, not a curated record